Zonotrichia leucophrys gambelii is the source of this 1651-nucleotide messenger RNA. RefSeq names its product phospholipid scramblase 1-like. Gene Ontology annotation, molecular function: phospholipid scramblase activity. The transcript is spliced from 10 exons. The record is from RefSeq and is a predicted model, not a curated record. Gene Ontology annotation, biological process: plasma membrane phospholipid scrambling. Lineage: Eukaryota; Metazoa; Chordata; Aves; Passeriformes; Passerellidae. Gene Ontology annotation, cellular component: plasma membrane. The coding region runs from base 294 to 1148 and encodes 284 amino acids.
AGCCCUGCCCUCGCUCCCCGCCCCGCAGCGCUGCGAGCCCCCGAGCGGCGCGGGACGGACACGGGGACAGCGGGACACAGCGGGACACAGCGGAACACGGGCACACCGGAGCGUCCUUAGCGAGCGGGGCUCCUUGCCGGCACUCCCGUCAGUUCCAUGCUUGGAUCUCCUGACUGUCUUGGAUCUGUCUGUAAUACCAGUUGCUGCUGUUGCCUUGCUUUACUCAUUACCCCUGAGAAAGAGAUAACUCUCAAGGUUUAAGCUGGUAUCAAGCUACAAGCAGAUCUACAACAAUGCAAGGACCUCCACCUGCCACAGCACCUGGAGUGCCCUAUGGCUCCCCUCAGCAGGUCCCUGGGCCUUACCAAGGUGCAGGGAACUAUGGAUUCCAGGCACAGCCCAUGGCGUUCCCAGGAGGAUUUGUCCCCCCACCUGUCCAGAGCCAGCCCACCAUGGAUGGGACAAUCUGGAUGCCGAUCCCUCCUUCUAUUCCCAACUGCCCUCCUGGACUGGAGUACCUCACACAGAUUGACCAGAUAUUAAUUCAUCAGCUACUUGAAGUUCUUGAGCUCGUGACUGACUUUGAAGAAAACAACAAAUACGAGCUGAAGAACGCCCUGGGGCAGAGGAUUUACUUUGCAGCAGAGGACACUGACUGCAUGACCAGGAACUGCUGUGGGCCCGCCAGGCCCUUCACCAUGAAGAUUAUUGAUAACCUGGGCCGGGAGGUGAUAAGGCUGCACAGACCCCUCCGCUGCGACUCCUGCUGCUGCCCCUGCUGCCUGCAGGAGCUGGAAGUCCAGGCACCUCCAGGAACAACAGUUGGUUAUGUUGUCCAGAACUGGCACAUCUGCCUGCCAAAGUUUACCAUUCAGGAUGAGAAAAGAAAGGAUAUUCUGAAAAUUAAUGGCCCCUGUGUUAUGUGCCGGUGUUGUGAGGACGUUCAUUUUGAGGUGAUGUCUCUGGAUGAGACUUGUCCUGUUGGGAGGAUUUCCAAGCAGUGGACUGGUAUUGUGCGGGAAAUGUUUACAGACACAGAUAAUUUUGGAAUCUCAUUCCCAAUGGACCUCGAUGUGAAAAUGAAAGCUGUCAUGCUUGGUGCUUGCUUCCUGAUCGACUUCAUGUUUUUUGAGCGUAGUGGUCAUUAAGCCUCAGAAAGCAGGAGUUUGGUAAUGAAAUCUAGAUGUUCUCUAUGGAAGGAAGAAGAACAUGGAUUUCCCAACUUUCCAAUGAAUUGCUGAUCUCCAGUCAGAAUAUGAGAAAUGUACAUGUUACAGUUAUAUUUCUGUAAGCUAAAAGCUUUAUGGUCUUAUCUAUUAUUUUUUUAAUAUGGUGAAAUAAUUUUUAGUAUUCAAAUAAGGGCUCUUUAUCUGCACAGAUCAAUAAUAUCAUUUAGAGAAAUAUAUUUCAACUUUUUUUUUUCCCAAGAACUCUGUAAUUUUAAAGUAACUAAUUAUAGUAGUUAUUUAAAACUACUAUAAUAAUACUUUGAUUCCUAAAAGAGAGGACUACUUUUAUAUUCAAUAUUAAUAAUAACCUAAGCCUAAUAAGGAGACACUGAUAUUUUCCUGGGUAUUCUUCUUUGGUCGCUUUGCCUUGGUGUUCACAUUCUGUUGUUUCUAUCUAUUAAAUAUAUACAUUUGAACAAAGU